AUGAGUUAUGAUGAUUAUGAUGCAGAGGGGGAUCUGGAUGUUGAGCAGGGCAUCGACCUCGAGUAUGACGGCAGAACUCGACUAGACAAGACCAUAGAUCGCAUCGGAAUGGGUGAUGUCGCAGGGAGUUAUCAAUGGACAUUAUUAUCAUUAUGUGGAUUCGGAUGGCUCGCAGACAAUAUGUGGAUUCAGGCCACAGCAAUCAUCCUUCCAAGGGUACAGCAACAUUAUUCAGUUCCUGACAGCUAUAUCGGAGUACUCUCGUCAUCAAUGUUUGCGGGAAUGAUGCUAGGCGCCGUCGGUUGGGGAACAUGUUCAGAUGUCCUGGGCCGUAGUGCUGCAUUCAACGCUACCUUGUUCUUCACAUCUGUAUUCGGUAUGCUGGCGCCCUUUGCCUCUUCGUUUUGGGCACUGUGCGUGCUUCUUUUUCUGCUUGGGAGCGCAGUAGGUGGCUCGCUGCCAACAGAUGGCACGCUUCUCUCGGAACACAUGCCAAAGAACAAGCAAUAUUUAGUCACCGCACUUUCCAUUUUCUUCUCCAUCGGUUCCGUUGUCUCCGCGCUCGUUGGCCUUAUCGUUAUGCCGGGUCGUUCUUGUUUACCGAAUCAAUCAUGUGACCCGUCAACUGACAAUAGGGGUUGGCAAUACAUGCUUGUCACUCUCGGACUUAUCACCCUGUCCUUGUUCCUGGCUCGAAUACUCUUCUUCCGCUUGCACGAGUCGCCCCGAUACCUCGUUCAAGCAGGACGACACCAAGAAGCACUCGAAAACCUCCAGCUCAUUUCGCGCUUUAAUGGAUCAGAACUCCCCCUCGAGUUAGAUGACGUAGACGAUCGUCACCCGCCCGAGCCAGAGGUCAAUGGGUCGGCAACUUCAGGCGAACGCGUACCAUUCUUGCCGUCCUCCAGCGUUUCGGAGACCCCCACUCGCCCCGUUACUGCUGUUGCAGAUAGCAAUGCUACUUCUACUCCUGUUGAACCCAGUGGUGACCAAGGUGUGAAAGGCUACCGAUCAACAGAUGAAUCAUCCAAUACAUUGGACUAUCAUUCGUUCAUUGCACCCGUAGAGGAGUUUCCUCCACUGGGACACGACCUUGUACGAGGGGACGUUGACGUCCGUCCUUCCAGAGCGCCCAUGCAAACAGCCGUGGAUACAGAAUCCAAGCAGAGGCGAACUGUCAUGCCUAGGGGCCACUCACAAGGGAGACCCUCAAGGUCGAGGACGUCCUCGAUCGUCGUGGUUGAACAGAUAGGGAUGCAUUGCAGGGGUGCUUUGACAAAGUGGAUGGACCGCAUACGGCUAGUGUUGAGUCCGGAGUGGUUUAGAACAACGAUAUUGGUGUGGGGAGCGUGGUCUUUUCUUACUUUGGCUUAUACGAUGUUCAACGUCUUCUUCCCAAAACUCCUGGAGACUAGCUCAUCAAGGGAAGAGACGUCGAGAUCAUUGGAAGAUAAUCUAUCGGACGUGGUCAUUUACACCUUGGGCGGAUGUCCCGGGGCUAUCCUUGGAGCAUAUCUGGUCGAGAGUUCGCUAGGACGAAAAGGAUCGCUAGUAGGGAUGACAAUCCUUACUGCCAUCUGCUGUUUUCUAUUCGUCAACGUUAGCGGCCCGUUUUUGAUUCGCGCUAGCUCGCUGGGGAUUAGUUUGUGCUCAACUGCAACGUACGCCAUACUAUAUGGGUGGACUCCGGAGAUCUUUUCUACCGGAGUCCGCGGAACGGCAUGUGGGAUAGCCACUGCUCUGUCCCGAAUUGGCGGAAUGAUAGCCCCCCUUGUAGGAGGAGUCCUUCUCGUAGUCAACCGUGCUUUCCCGGUGUAUGCCAGCAUAUUGGUGUACAUGCUCGGAGCAGGGUGCGUGUUGUUUUUGCAUGAGACGCCAGGACAUUAG
Molecule: messenger RNA, 1887 nt
Organism: Pisolithus orientalis
Lineage: Eukaryota; Fungi; Basidiomycota; Agaricomycetes; Boletales; Pisolithaceae
Product: MFS general substrate transporter
Exons: 12
Coding region: 1-1887 (628 amino acids)
Biological process (GO): transmembrane transport
Cellular component (GO): membrane
Molecular function (GO): transmembrane transporter activity
Source: RefSeq, a predicted model, not a curated record